GAGUCUUUAGAAAAGCAUCCAAUGAAGAGCCUUGUCUUUUAGAAAAGAUAAAAUAUUCACCCCCACUAAGUCGAGCUAAGAGUUAAACUGAAGAGUGUUGAAGCAUGCCAAAUCUCCUCCUAAAAGUCCACCUUGUCAAGAACCAACCCAACUUUUGCACCUUGUUCAUUUCCUUUGCGUUUCUACUCUGAUCAUCAGUUGUUUGUUCCUGAGAUCAUGGCAUUAGCCGUGGUAGGUGGUGCUCUUCUCUCUGCUUUCCUUGACGUUCUUUUUGACAGGCUAGCUUCCCCUGAGCUUGUCAGCCUGAUCCGUGGAAAGAAACCUGACAAGUUGCUUCGAAAGGUGGAGAACCAGCUGAUAGUCCUUAGAGUUGUGCUUGCUGAUGCUGAGAAUCGACAAGUCACAGACUCCAAUGUCAAAAAGUGGCUCGAUGUUCUCAGAGAUAUUGUCUAUGAGGUUGAUGACUUACUUGAUGAAAUUUCUACUAAAGCUGCUACUCGAAAGGAGGUAAGCAAUUCCUUUUCUCAUAUUUUCAAUAGGAAAAGGAUUGUUAGUAUUAAUAAGUUGGAGGACAUAGCUGAAAGAUUAGAUGACAUUUUAAAACAAAAGGAGAGUCUUAAUUUGAAGGAGAUUCCGGUGGAAAGCAACCAGCCAUGGAAAGAUCAGCCAACAUCUUUGCAAGACAGAUAUGGUAUGUACGGUAGGGAUAAAGACAAGGAGGCCAUAAUGAAGCUGGUAUUAGAGGAUAACACUGAUGGUGAAGAAGUGUCCGUGAUCCCUAUUGUAGGCAUGGGUGGGGUUGGAAAAACCACUUUGGCCCGAUCUGUGUACAACGAUGGAAAAUUGAAGCAGAUAUUUGAUUUAAAGACAUGGGUUUGUGUUUCUGAUAUAUUUGAUACUCUGAAGGUCACAAAAACUAUGAUGGAGGAAAUUACCAAGAUGCCUUGUAAUUUCAAUGAUCUAAAUUUACUUCAACUUGAAUUGAUGGACAAGCUGAAAGGUAAAAGAUUCUUGAUUGUUUUGGAUGAUGUUUGGAUUGAGAACUGUGAUGGUUGGAAUAGUCUUACAAAACCAUUUCUAAGUGGGAUUAGGGGAAGUAAAGUUCUCGUGACAACCCGCAACGAAAGUGUAGCGGCUGUAAUCCCUUUUCAUGUUGUUAAAGUAUAUCAUCUAAACCAAUUGUCAAAUGAAGAUUGUUGGUUGGUGUUUGCAAAUCAUGCAUUUCCUCUUUCAGAAGGUAGUGAAAAUAGAGGAACUCUAGAAAAGAUUGGAAAGGAAAUUGUUAAAAAGUGUAAUGGCUUGCCUUUAGCUGCACAGUCUCUGGGAGGAAUGUUGAGAAGAAAGCACGAAAUCAAGGAUUGGAAUGAUGUACUUGAAAGUGACAUUUGGGAACUUCCCGAAAGUCAGUGUAAGAUUAUUCCAGCACUCAGAAUUAGUUAUAAUUAUCUCCCCUCACAAUUAAAACGGUGCUUUGUUUAUUGCUCAUUGUACCCUAAGAAAGAUUAUGAAUUUGAAAAAGAUGAACUGAUCCAGCUGUGGAUGGCUGAAGAUCUUGUAAAAGCAGCGAAAAAAGGAAAGACUUUAGAAGAAGUUGGUCAAGAGUAUUUUGAGGAUUUGGUUUCGAGAUGCUUUUUUCAAUCUUCAAGUCGGCGUGGGGGUGAUUACUUUGUAAUGCACGACUUCAUUCAUGAUCUAGCAACAUUUCUUGGUGGGGACUUCUAUUUCAGAACAGAUGAACUUGGGAAAGAAACCAAUAUAGACAGAAAGACUCGGCAUUUGUCAUUAACAAGAUUCAGUGAUCCAGUCUCGGAUAUUGAAGCUUUUGACACAGUAAAAUUUCCUAGAACUUUCUUGCUAAUCGAUUAUAAAGAUUCCCCAUUCAACAACGAUAAGGCACCGAGUAUUAUAGUGUCAAGGCUUAAGUACUUGAGAGUUUUAUCGCUUUGGAAAUUCCGAAGUCAACUUGCUCUGCCUGAUUCCGUUGGUGAAUUGAUACAUUUGCGUUAUCUAAAUCUCUCUCGUACAAGUAUAGAAACUCUGCCGGAGUCACUGUGUAAUCUGUGCAAUCUACAGACUUUGAAGUUGUCUUAUUGCUCUGAGCUGACUAAGUUGCCUAGUUCCAUGCAAAAUCUUGUAAACUUGCGUCAUCUUGAAAUUGUUGAUACUCCCAUAAAAGAGAUGCCUAAAAGAAUGGGGAAACUGAAUCAAUUACGCACCUUGGAUUGUUAUGUUGUGGGCAAGCAUAUAGAGAAUAGCAUCAAAGAACUGGGAGGACUUCAAAAUCUCCAUGGUAGGUUUUAUAUUAAGAAAUUAGAGAAUGUUACCAAAGGCGAAGAAGCAUUAGAGGCCAGGAUAAUGGAUAAGAAUCAUAUUAGCCAUCUACACUUGGUAUGGUCUAUAGCUAAUGACAAUAGCAUCGACUUCCAAGUUGAGUUAGAUGUACUCAGCAAGUUAGAACCUCACCAAGAUCUGGAAGCGUUGUCCAUAAUCCGUUAUAAAGGAACCAGAUUUCCGGAAUGGGUGGGGAAUUUUUCCUACCUCUACAUGACAAGUAUAGGUUUAUAUAAUUGUAACAACUGUUGCAUGCUUCCUUCACUUGGGCAACUACCGUCUCUCAGGAACCUUCGUAUUUCAAACAUGAACUCGGUGAAGACUAUUGAUGCAGGCUUUUAUAAGAAGGAUGAUUGUUCAUCUGUGACUCCCUUUCCAUCCCUUGAAUAUCUACUCAUUUAUAAUAUGCCUGGUUGGGAGGUGUGGAAUUCUUUUGAUUCAGAAGCUUUUCCUGUGCUCAAGAAUCUGUGUAUAGAAAACUGCCCCAAACUAAAGGGAGAUCUGCCAAAUCACCUUCCUGCUCUGCAAACACUCGGGAUUAGAAAUUGCGAGCUUCUUGUCUCUUCUGUCCCAGGGCCUCUCAGCCUUCGGACAGUAGAGAUACAUAAAUGCAAGAAAGUAGCGUUUCGUGAGUUUCCUCUUUUGGUGAAAAGUAUAGAAGCGGAAGGAGGCCCAAUGGUGGAGUCCAUGAUGGAGGCCAUAUCUAACAUCCAACCUACUUGCCUUCAAACUUUGAAAUUACAAAAUUGUUCGUCAGACAUAUCUUUUAGAGGUGGUCUUCCUACGUCUUUGAAAACUCUUGAUAUCAGAGGUAUAAACAAACUGAAAUUCCCGUUGCAACACAAACACGAAUUACUGGAAUCACUUUUAAUAAUUAAUAGUUGUGAUUCGCUCACGUCCCUUCCAUUGGCUAUCUUCCCAAAUCUCACUAGUCUUCAAAUCACAAACUGUGAAAAUAUGGAAUCACUUUUGGUCUCAGGGUCAGAGAUUUCGAAGAGACUGAACACUUUUGCGAUUGACCACUGUCCCAACUUUGUAUCAUUCCCGGGAGAAGGAUUGUGUAUGCCCAAUUUGACUCGUUUCAAUGUUUAUAAUUGUGAAAACUUGAAGUCGUUGCCAGAUCAGAUGGGAACUCUUGUUCCAAAGAUGGAAUAUCUUAAAAUAUCCAACUGUCAACAAAUUGAGUCAUUCCCUGGAGGAGGUAUGCCACCUAACUUGAAAACAGUUGAGAUCAGAAAUUGUGAGAAACUAUUAAGGGGCCUAGGAUGGAAAUCGAUGGACAUGGUUACCUCUCUCAUUGUGUGCGGUCCAUGUGAUGGCAUCAAAUCCUUCACAAAGGAGAGUUUGCUGCCUCCCUCCCUUGUGUCUCUGGAUCUAAUUGAUUUGUCUAGUCUGGAAACGUUGGAUUGCAAGGGCCUUCUCCAUCUCACAUCACUCCAACAAUUAAACAUUGAAUGGUGUCAAAAGCUGGAGAAUAUUGCGGGAGAAAAGCUGCCUCUCUCUCUAAUAAAAUUAACGAUAUAUGGAUGUCCCUUGCUGAAACAACGAUGCCACAAAAAGGACCGUCAAAUUUGGCCUAAAAUCUGCCAUGUCCGUGGGAUAAAGAUUGCCGGUAGAUAUAUUUAAAGAGCAUGGAUGAUGAGAAGAUGAAGAUGGCAGACUGGCUGAUAUAAGGGGAGAGGGGGCAAUGAAAAAUCGAAGAGAAUAGCACUGAUCAAUGACAGUGUCAAGAGAAUAGCACCGAAAAAACAUCAGCAUGCAGGAACUAAGUCAUGAGGGCUGGGAUAGGUAAUAACUAAAAGUCGCAGAGAUCAUCCCAGCGUUACAGCUCCUAUUUUGCAUAUAACACCCACGUAUACUGAACAAUAACUGAAAAGUUAUGUCAUGCUUCACACUAUUGCUCUGCUAUCUGUUUCUACAUAUUUGAAGUUUUACCUUUUUUUAUGAAUAUUAUGUUCCAGCAAACUAUAUACUUCCCAUUCUGUGAUUAUCUUUUCAAAAAUGGAUUUAGAACUAAUUCUAAGGUGAGAUUUAUAUU
Vigna umbellata (rice bean) is the source of this 4369-nucleotide messenger RNA. Lineage: Eukaryota; Viridiplantae; Streptophyta; Magnoliopsida; Fabales; Fabaceae. The record is from RefSeq and is a predicted model, not a curated record.